Entrophospora candida is the source of this 498-nucleotide messenger RNA. Lineage: Eukaryota; Fungi; Glomeromycota; Glomeromycetes; Entrophosporales; Entrophosporaceae. The record is from the annotation of a GenBank genome assembly.
AUGAAUAAUCUCACUAAUUCACAAUUACUCCAGGAAAUUCAAAAAAGACUAAACACCAAUAAAAUUGGCUUUUGGAUCGAAAACCAAGACUGUUAUUUAUGGGAAAACACUUUCCAUUACACUAAUAAGAUAAAAGUAGGUGAUUUAUCCCAAACCAAAGAGAACUAUUUUGCUAAGUUUAUUAAAGAAUUAGAAAAGGUCGCUAAAGAACGCCAAGAAAGAGGAAAUUUUUUAAACACUAAAUUUCAAGAAAUCUCGGAUGUGGAAUUAAUUAAUGAACUAAAAAAAAGAACCCAAAGCCAAGCCAUCAAACUGAGUAUGUAUCCUAAUCACCAACAUAUUUUUAUUGAAGGCAAAGAUAUAAAGUGUGAAACUAUCACUCCCUUACCAAUUGAAAUUAAAGAAAAACAAAUCGAAAGCAAAUUAGAUAAAUUAUCAGAAUUAUUAGACGAAAUUGAAGAAGUUAGAGUAAUCAACUCUGAUGAUCCUGAUACUUGA